GCCAGCCGCCAGAUUACAUAACGGGCCCACGCGCGCUCUCGCGAGGUUUCCAACGCCGCCCCCCCGCCUCACUCCACGUCAGAGGGAACCGGGCGGAGCGGCCAACAUGGCGGAACGCAGGCGACACAAGAAGCGGAUCCAGGAAGUUGGUGAACCAUCUAAAGAAGAGAAGGCUGUAGCCAAGUAUCUUCGAUUCAACUGUCCAACAAAGUCCACCAAUAUGAUGGGGCACCGAGUUGAUUAUUUUAUUGCUUCAAAAGCAGUGGAUUGCCUUUUGGAUUCAAAGUGGGCAAAGGCCAAGAAAGGAGAGGAAGCUUUAUUUACAACAAGGGAGUCUGUGGUUGACUACUGCAACAGGCUUUUAAAGAAACAAUUUUUUCACCGGGCACUAAAAGUAAUGAAAAUGAAGUAUGAUAAAGACAUAAAAAAAGAAAAAGAGAAAGGAAAGGCCGAAAGUGGAAAAGAAGAAGAUAGAAAGAGCAGGAAAGAAAAUCUAAAGGAUGAAAAGACGAAAAAGGAAAAAGAAAAAAAAAAAGAUGGUGAAAAGGAAGAACCCAAAAAGGUAAUUUCAACUACAGAGGAAACUCCAGGAACUCCCAAAAAGAAGGAAACUAAGAAAAAAUUCAAACUUGAGCCACAUGAUGAUCAAGUUUUUCUGGAUGGAAAUGAGGUAUUUGUGUGGAUCUAUGACCCAGUUCACUUUAAAACAUUUGUCAUGGGAUUAAUUCUUGUGAUUGCAGUGAUAGCAGCCACCCUCUUCCCUCUUUGGCCAGCAGAAAUGAGAGUAGGUGUUUAUUACCUCAGUGUGGGUGCAGGCUGUUUUGUAGCCAGCAUUCUUCUUCUUGCUGUUGCUCGUUGCAUUCUGUUUCUCAUCAUUUGGCUCAUAACUGGAGGAAGGCACCACUUUUGGUUCUUGCCAAACCUGACUGCUGAUGUCGGCUUCAUCGACUCCUUCAGGCCUCUGUACACACAUGAAUAUAAAGGACCAAAAGCAGACUUCAAGAAAGAUGAGAAAUCUGAAACCAAAAAGCAACAGAAGUCCGACAGUGAGGAAAAGUCAGACAGUGAGAAAAAGGAAGAUGAGGAGGGAAAAGUAGGACCAGGGAAUCAUGGAACAGAAGGCUCAGGUGGAGAACGGCAUUCAGACACAGACAGUGACAGGAGGGAAGAUGACCGAUCCCAACACAGUAGUGGAAAUGGGAAUGAUUUUGAAAUGAUCACAAAAGAGGAACUGGAACAGCAAACAGAUGGGGAUUGUGAAGAGGAGGAAGAAGAAGACAAUGAUGGAGAAACAACUAAAUCUUCACAUGAAAAAUCAUAAUCUGACUAAUUUGGGACUAAAUAAGUGCAGGAGGUUGGAUUUUCUAUGUUGGCUGAUCAUCCUAAUGUACACAUUUGUAGCAUUCUUCAACUCCAUUUGCUGAAAUGUAUUUUGACAUCCAGGCAAUUAUAUUCAGUCCUUCAUUUCAUAGAAUACUAUUAUUGGUAUAGUCUAAAGCCAUUUAUAAGUUGUAUCUAUUUGAUAAUUUUACAGGAAGUAGGUCUUACUCAUUUUGAUAGUUAUCAAAGAUGCAUUUUCCACAAUGAUAUAGAUUAAUGGCAUUUUUGAUAGUUGUAUGGCUUUUUACUAUUAGGUUAAUCAAAAUAACUAAAAGAGAUAAACAGGAAACACCAACAUUUCAGAUUAUGCAUAGUUAUAUAGCCAUUUCACAGUUUCUUUAAAAUGAAAUGCUUAAACUCCUUGGUCUUGACAGUUAAGCUUUGGUUGAUUAUAAAAGUAUACCAGGAAAUUUCUAAGAUUCUGAGUUAGCAGGGUUCAAAGCAUUUUGUGGGAACAAGUCAACUAAUAAUACAGCAACACUUUUAGUUUAGCUACAAAUUCUCCUUUUCCAACUUAGGAAAUCCAAACUGAUUUGUACAUCUGACUCAGAGAAAGAUAGUCAUCUCCAACAUAGAAAGCAAAACAGCAUUGGUUGGAAGGCGAUGGCUCUUCUUCCAUUUCCUUGUCGUAAAGUAAAUGUAUUCUGUACAUAAUUUACAAAUAAACAUUUUAUUUUAAUUGUUACUUAUUAUUUAGACAUUUUCUCAACACUCAAAUUUGUAAAAUUAAGACCACGUAAGGGUAUGUUUUUAGAGAAAUGGAAGUUUCAAUAACCCACAGAACAUCUGUGAUCUUUCUACAGCAGCUUCAGUUUUGUGCCAACAUUCCAUGUAUUUGAAUAUGAGUUUAAAAGAUCCUUAUUAAAUAAGAGCAGACUUAAAGUAGCUGUUUGUACGCCUUAAUGUUCAUUUUGAUUUAUCUUAAAUCUCUACAUUCAGAAAGGAGGUACUAUAUUAUCAGACCUCGAGGCACUGCUAUGAAAGAUAAUUUACUGUUCUAAAAUACCAAUUUAAAAUAAAGAACAUGAAAGAAAACAUGAGAGAACCAUUGGACUCUAAUUGCUUUGAACUAGUUUUCAGUUUGAUUUUAUGUCUUGCAUACCUUAGUUACAAACUUUUGGGAAAAAUCUUGUGUUUACCUAUGAGCAGAAUAUCAUUCCUUGGACUUCUCUUUUAAGAUGAUAAUGAAUAUUAAAUUAUUUUCCUUCAGUCACAGAGCAUUUUGCUUUGUGGUUGAAAUGGGUGUUGUGGGUAGGUCUUUUUUUCUUUUAGGCUGUUUCCCAUCUAGUGUUUGACUAAAGAUGUUAAAUUUUUCUAUUUGUGACAAAAGGACAUUUUCUGUAUAGACACCUUUUAUUAAAUGGCUUGACUGCU
Lutra lutra (Eurasian river otter) is the source of this 2754-nucleotide messenger RNA. It is a transcript of the gene SEC62, whose product is annotated as SEC62 homolog, preprotein translocation factor. Lineage: Eukaryota; Metazoa; Chordata; Mammalia; Carnivora; Mustelidae. The transcript has 8 exons. The coding region runs from base 107 to 1321 and encodes 404 amino acids. Gene Ontology annotation, biological process: post-translational protein targeting to membrane, translocation. Gene Ontology annotation, cellular component: endoplasmic reticulum membrane; endoplasmic reticulum. The record is from RefSeq and is a predicted model, not a curated record.